AGAGCUCAGAAGAAGACGCUCGGCAGGCUGACGGGACUUGAAAUUCACUGGCACUCCUGAGAACGAAGAUGAGUUCUGAAGACUGUCCCAUAACAGAGACCAGUUCUUUGCAUCAGGAGAAAGGGGGAAAAAAUAGUGCCACCCACCUUCACUUUGAAACACAACAUGAAGGGUCUCUCCAAGUCCCCAUCCCAUGUGCUGUCCUGAUCGUGGUCUUCAUUAUAAUUUUAGUCAUGGCUCUCAUUACCUUAUCAGUGGGCAAAUACAACUGUCCGAGCCAGUAUGAGUUCUCCAUGCCAUCAGAAAGCUAUGUGUCUUCGUGCUCAGAUGAGUGGGUUCUAUACCACAGAAAAUGCUACUUCUUUUCCAGCACAACAAAGAGCUGGACCUCUGCUAAAGACUCCUGUUCUGAAGAUGGUGCUACACUUGCUGUCAUUGAUUCAAAAAAGGAGAUGGUCUUUCUGAAACGAUAUGCAGGUAAAGCUGAACACUGGAUUGGGCUGAAAAAUGAAACUGGUCAGACUUGGAAAUGGUCAACUGGCAAAGAAUUUAACCAUGGGUUCAACCUUACCAGGUCUGAGAGCUGCGCAUUUCUGGACAGCACAGAGGUCAGCAGCGCAGAAUGUGAGCAGCAUUUGCACUGGAUCUGCAGUAAACCUUCCAGAUGAUGAGGAAACACAUUUCCUGACCACUGGCACCACUGAAGUUGUACUACUGGACGCUGCUCUUUGGUCAGAAAUUUCUGUCAAGACUUGAUGAACAUGUCUUGCAUUGCUUGGGAAAUUGUCCCCCAUAUAAAACUGUGGCACAAAAGGGAGAGAAAUUCCAGGAAAGUCUGCAGUGUGAUUUCUUUCUGCCAUGUGCUAAAAAUAUCACAAGUUGACCAAUCAUCAUGUCCAAGAAUGACUACAAAGUCUUUUAGAUGCACUUUAUAUAUUUUUUAAAAUACAUAGUAAAGUAAGUAGGUUUAAAGUGA
Octodon degus (degu) is the source of this 976-nucleotide messenger RNA. Its product is annotated as early activation antigen CD69. Bases 69 to 668 code for a protein of 199 amino acids. The transcript is spliced from 5 exons. Lineage: Eukaryota; Metazoa; Chordata; Mammalia; Rodentia; Octodontidae. The record is from RefSeq and is a predicted model, not a curated record. Gene Ontology annotation, cellular component: external side of plasma membrane.